Messenger RNA from Penicillium manginii, 2076 nucleotides. Its product is annotated as LCCL domain-containing protein. The transcript has 2 exons. The record is from RefSeq and is a predicted model, not a curated record. Lineage: Eukaryota; Fungi; Ascomycota; Eurotiomycetes; Eurotiales; Aspergillaceae. Bases 1 to 2076 code for a protein of 691 amino acids.
AUGAUCGGGGAAGGUCGUGACGAGGCUGCCCGCCUCUAUGUGCCUCCGCUCCUCGAAGAUGACGACCGCAUCGCCGAUCCCGACACUUCCGAAGAUCUCCCGCCGCCUGAUGUCGAGUCCGGAAGCCCACUGCCUAUUUGGCUGCAGGAGUCAUCCAAGUCCUUUCGUUGGGGUUGGGUGCCUUUGCCCCUCAGAAAGGCCGGUCGCGCAACUGCAAACUGGAUCAAGGGCCCCGAUCCGCCGCACAUGCUCCUUUUGAAACCGCUAUUUCCGCGUAUCCAGGAAUUGCCGGUCCAAUAUCUUGACCGCUUCUUUCCUAAACGGAAACAAAAGGGUUUACUUCUGGGCUUGUUAUACCUCUCGUGGUUUCUGCCGUGGUUCCUGGUUCUCCUUCACUCACGAUCAUCCGGCUAUAUCGAGGGAUACGGCCAGCUGCAGACUCUCUCAUGUACGACAAACCUCUGGCAAUUCGAUAACGGGUGUGGUUUGAAUGGAAAUGACUGCCGUCCUUUCUCAGAAUCAACAAUUGCUUUUCGAUGCCCCGCCAAUUGCCGCGAUGCGAAACUGCUGGAACCUCAUGUCGUUGGAAAUCAAACAGUGAAUUAUCGAGGACUGGUCAUCGGAGGGCCAUCUCCCCAGUCACCAGAUACGGCGAUCUACCGGGCUGACAGCUUUGUUUGUCAAGCGGCUAUUCAUGCUGGAGCCAUCUCGAACGACGGCGGCUGCGGUGUUGCAAAGCUAGAAGGCGCUGCACACUCUUUCCCGGCAGUGAAGCAGCAUGGUAUCAAAUCUAUCGCCUUCCCGUCCACUUUCCCGAAGUCAUUCAGUUUUCUUCACCCGUCUUCAUCGCAAGCAAACUGCCCAUCGGAUCCGCGCUGGCCGCUUCUUGGUGUCACGGCUGCGGCUGUUGGGGUACUCUGGCUUUUCUGCACAUCACCCCCAAUUCUUUUCUUCAGCACUUUUUUUAUGGUGUUUUGCCAUACGGGACUGGUCGCCGACCCUCCUUCGUAUCCUUACCUGGCCGAUCUCGUCUCCACGCUGUUGUCUCGACUGCUGCCCGCUUCAUUCGUUGCUUACGUGCUAUACAAGUUUUGUGCGGCACCACUACUGAAGCCGAUCAGCUCGCCUAUAUACCAGCUGUCUAAGCUAUUCCUAUAUUUGCCUGCACUCUUCAUUGGUGCUUUGAACAACUAUACCUUCGCGCGGUUGAUUCCCCUUCAGCGCCUGACCCCCAUGGAUAUCCAACAGCAACCAGGGGCUAAGCUUGCACUGGCAUUCGUCAUUCCAACUGUACUCACAAUCAUUCUUACCCAGGCAUGGCAGAUCCGCCAAGGUGGACUGUUGCCUCGCUACUUGAAGAUAUAUGGUACUAUGGUCCUGAUUAUUCUCAUCCUUCUUCCACUCCCUGGUCUUCGGCUCCGAAUCCACCAUUACAUUCUCGCCAUUCUACUCCUGCCUGGCACCGCCUUUCCGACACGCCCUUCAUUGGUUUAUUCGGGUCUGCUCCUUGGUCUCUUCAUAAACGGUGUUGCCCGAUGGGGAUUUGCCUCCAUUAUCGAAACCCCAGCCGCGCUGGGAGAACUUGCCUCGGGGCGCAGCGGACAUGGCUGGUGGGGCACUGCGUAUCCUAACAUCACGAACAGCUCUGUUGAGAUCUCCUUGCCUAAAGAUGGCUCUGAUGCCGCCCAUUACGGUAACGGCAACAUAACCUUCCAUUUGUGGGAACCCGAGCGAAUGGCGAAACUUGAUGUGGAUGGUAUUUCAGUGUUGCUUAAUGAUGUGGAGCGCUGGCGUGGCUACAUUGACGAAGAGAAGCACGGCGAAUUCACCUGGCACCGUCAUGGCCACGACGGUCUGGAACUGCGACAGUCGUCUCUGCUUGAUGUCGAUGAAGAUUCUUCCGAAUUUGAGACUCAAUCUGGCUCUCUUCGAGAAAGUGACUCAGAUGAUGACGACCCUAUGGAUAUUUUCUUCCGCUUCGCUUUCCUUAGGGGUGCAGAGGCAGGCUCCUACGGACCAACUGGUGUCUGGAGAAGCGAUGGAUCUUGGAUCUCGCCGGGCCCUCCAAAGAAGUAG